Messenger RNA from Macrosteles quadrilineatus (aster leafhopper), 1018 nucleotides. Its product is annotated as allatotropins-like. The coding region runs from base 125 to 496 and encodes 123 amino acids. The transcript has 4 exons. The record is from RefSeq and is a predicted model, not a curated record. NCBI's taxonomy places the organism in Eukaryota, Metazoa, Arthropoda, Insecta, Hemiptera, Cicadellidae.
CCUGUGCGGUGUUUGACUAAGAGAGGAGCGCGUCUGAUUUUGAGACCAGCCCGUGUGAUUGCAGCCCGCUCUCUAGCGUUGCAGUAGCCCUGGUCUUUCCUUUCCGGACUAUAGAACACCUUAGAUGGGCUCAAUGAGGGCGUACACGGUGCUGAUGUGGUUGCUGAUACUUCUGGUGACGGUUGCCACGGGGAAUGUCCCAGUCUAUAUGAGGGACAAACCCAGGUCGAUACGGGGCUUCAAGAACCACGCACUGUCCACGGCUCGCGGUUUCGGCAAGAGAGCAGACUCUGAGAUGAUCAGUCCUGACAUGCCACCGACUAAUGAGGCUAACAGUUUCCCAGCAGAUUGGUUUGCAGAUGAACUACAAAAUAACGGCGAGCUGGCACGACUAAUAGUUCACAAGUUCAUAGAUUCGAAUCAGGACGGAGAGCUGUCUGCAGAUGAACUGUUAAGGCCAUUGUUUGAAAAACCACAAGCUAUCCCAUAUAAGUAAACCCACGACUAAAGCCUGGAGACACUGGAAGGCUUCGAACAACUACAAGUUAUCUUUUAUUAGAUUUAGAGUUUAAAACCAAUUUUAGGAAAUUUUUUAACUAGGUAUUAAUCUGUUCCCUGCAAUUCUUGUAUUGUUCCCAUAUGUUACUUGGACAAAUUUAUCACAACGGAAAGAAUGACGAAAAACAUAACGUAAGGAGAGGUAUAGACAUAAAAUUGUUAAUUUUUGGUAGAAAUAUGACUCUUGCACUUAUACUGUACUUUGGUUUGUAGCCACUUUUUAAAUGUGUUUGGUUCGAUUUCGACCGUAAAGUGGUCAUCUUAAAUUGAAGGAUGGCCAUAUUCUUUUAUCAUUUUCUUACCUAUAGUUCAACCAUUUUAUGCUGUGUAUAAAGUAAACCAUGUCUAACAGCCACAUCAGUUGCUUAGUUGCAGGUUUGUGCUGCACAAGUGUAUGCAAUAUACAGUAUUUGUAAAGUAAUGUCUUAACAAAGAGCGUUACUUCAAUUUGAUUCUAAUU